AUGGUUCGCUGUUUCGGCACCGAAAUCAGUGGUAAUCGCAGACUAAAGGCUGAACUAUCCACUGAGCAGCGAUCGGCUAUAAUUAUAGCUCUAGAGGGUGGAGGAUCGCCUACCGUGCUCGCUACCCAAUUCGGCUGCGCACGCAGUACAAUCUACGAUACUUUGAAGCGCUUUCAGCAACACUAA
Molecule: messenger RNA, 186 nt
Organism: Penicillium subrubescens
Lineage: Eukaryota; Fungi; Ascomycota; Eurotiomycetes; Eurotiales; Aspergillaceae
Exons: 1
Coding region: 1-186 (61 amino acids)
Source: RefSeq, a predicted model, not a curated record